This is a messenger RNA of Auanema sp. JU1783, 351 nucleotides long. NCBI's taxonomy places the organism in Eukaryota, Metazoa, Nematoda, Chromadorea, Rhabditida, Rhabditidae. The record is from the annotation of a GenBank genome assembly.
AUGAAGUUCGAGCCAUUAUCGCUUCUCAUUAACUUAGGAACGCCUCUUCUGGCUAUAAAACGCUGGAAUGCGUUUAAAAACGCUUCCGCUGAUGUACUAUUCACAAUUUCUAAAUGUAUAGCUCGAGAUGCCAUACAUGUGAAUAAACAUACGUGGACUUUUUCCUCAUUCUGGAGAGUUAAUGGGCCCAGUAGAUCACAUCCACAGUUCUCAAACGGUUUCUUGAGCACUACUCUAUCGGAUGGUAAAUCCGGCAUCCUUGGUGAGCCGUAUGGUAACCCUUGGAAUCUUUUGCAUCUUGUGCAUUCCUUAAGUAUCCCUUUAAUUGUAGAGAUAGGUUUUUGCAUGUAA